AUGCCACUUUUCCUCCUUCUUGUGGCGCCUAGGUUGGACCUGGACGACCUGGGAGUGCAGCAUUCCGCCCCACUUGGCUGCGUCAGAGCUCGCUCGUUCUCAAGGACUCGGAGCACAGACGGGCGCCGUGCCUCCGGUCCGCAUGAGGUCAUCUCGCUCAACUCCACAACAUCCAAGUCCCUUGCGGCCAACCAGGUCAUCGCGCACCCGCUUGUGCUGGCCGCAGCGGCCGGGGCCUCUCCGGCGACAUCCAUCCUAGCGGCGUCCGGGGUGGGGCUUCCGCCGCCGCCGUCGUCGCCGUAUACUGGCGGGCCGGUGCAUGGGGGCACGACGCCCGUUGGCGGCGGCGGCAUGCCGCCCGGCACGCGGUCUCGGACACCGCCGGAUAUGGCCGUUUCUACCGCGUCGUCACGGUUUAACCCGGUAGUGGAGGAUGACGAUGAAAUGCCGCCGUUGCACCCGCAGCAACAGCAGCAGCAGGGCAGCGAGUCUAUGCGAGAGUCGCAGGUGCUUCUCGGCGGAGGAGCGGUGGCAGCGGCGGCGGCGACGGCCGCUGGCGGUGGUGGCAACAGCACUCGUCGCUAUGCGACGGCGGAAAGCGUUGCGAUGUCCCACCAGCAGCAUCAGCAGCAGUCGCAACAAUCUAGGCUGCUGACGGGGGAGAGCAACGGCGGCGCCUCCUGCGACGCUGAGGAGAGCGGCGUCAGUGGUAGCGCUAGGGGGAGGCUGGGUCAUCUUCAGCGGGAAGAUUCUGCAGCGCCAGGCACACCCGGUUCUGUAGCCUCGGGUCGGGUCGGGGGCGUCUUCUUCACGGACCUGCACCGCUCGUUUGGCGGUCAGGGUACCCCUGGACGGGCUUCUGGAGGAGUCGGCGACUCGCAGGACUUGAGGGACACCCUAGCAGCUGAGGAAGUCGGGGGAGAUGGCGACGGCGACGACCAUGAGGACGGUCGCGGGAAUUCGCGGGCGAGCCGUCUGGGGCUCAUUUCCGCAGUCACCAGUCGACUGAACCCCAUGCAGAGCCCAACUAUGUCCGAAGACGGCGAAGAAGAUGACGAAGGCGAUGACUUGUUUGCGGAGUACGCGGGCGAGGCGUUGCGCUCUGCUGCGGCGGCGGAGGCCAGCAGCAGCGGUGGCGCUUCCGGCAGUACAGCGGAGGAGGCGGCGACAGCCGGAGGGCGGGCAAGCACAUCCGCCCUGACCGAUUACACCAACCCCGUGCAGACGCCGUACGAUUCGAGGCUUCCAACGCCGCUGCUGCCCUCAGCCGGCGCGGCAGCCGAACUUGAUCUGGCCGCGCCGAUGGCGGCGACGUCAGACCCUGAGUCCCGUAAGUCGCUGUUGCUGGUCAUUCAAGAUCUGUACGUCACGGAUUCGGAGCCGCGACUCUCAAUGGACCCCAGCCGACCUGCCACCGCAGCCGGCGAGCCGCUGGCCCAGACCCCGGCCACCCCAAUGCCGCCUGAGUCGCCUGUAGAGGGGGAUGGUGGGGGUGAGGUGGAGGGGGGCCUAGGUACUGAUGACACGGAUGCUCUUGCCGCGAGCCGCGCAGCUGUGGCCGCGCUGGCGGCCCGGGCUGAGAGUCAGCAGUCCCAACGGCGCAGCGAACUGGGGGAGUACAUGACGGCCUUGCAGGAGCUGAAGGACGAGUCCGGGGGUCGCCUUGUGGAGCUGCCCGCCGACUGGGGGGUCAUGCUGGAGCGCCUGUUCAGGCAACGUCGGGCGGAGUUUGAGACGCUGCAGGGCUGGAUGGGGCCUCGAAGGUUUGAAGACCUCCCGAUUAACCAGCUUCCCUCCAACCACCCGGACCCACGGGUCGAAGAAGGGCUGUCUCGAAUCCGCGAGCUGGAUGCCGUACUGAACGACAAGCUGAUUGCGGCGCUGAUCAGCCACCGGGAGACAUUUCCCGACCAGUGGGCGGAGCAGGAGCGCAAGAGGCUGGAGAAGCACACCAAGGCGGUGGAGGAGGCGCUCAAGCGCGAGCGUCAGAAGCGGCUCCGUGCCGCCCGCAUCUCCCGCGCCGUCACCUCCCUGGAUGCCGGGCCCUCGGGCCUGGCAGCCAGCCCGUCGUCUGUCCAGGGCUCCUCCAUGUCGCUGGCAGCAGGUGGGCAGGCCCCCUCCAUCUACUCGCGUCUCUUCACGUUAAAGCCGGAGUUGACGCAGUGCUGCUUGCAUCAUAUCAUGAUUACCGCCACAACAUCCCCCUCCGAAACAAUCCCCUGGCGGGGGGAGGAAGCGCUCGUGGAGGCUGUCCUGCGGCGUAACGACGAUGAGGGCGCCGCCAUUAACCCCUUUGACCUCGAGUCCGCUGCUACGUACGGCAGCGUGCCGGAGGGCGCCGACGGCGCGGAGGGCGUUGGAGGCGGCGGCGUUGGCGGCACUUCCUUCGCCGAUCCCGAUGACAUCGAUCUGGACCUGGACAUGUUUCUCCCCUCCACCUCCACCUCGGCAUCUACGUGCGUCACUCCCUCGGCAGCGGCGCCAAUGCCCAGGCCUCUCAGCGCGCGCUUGACGGAAGCCAACGGCGGCGGCGGCGCGAUGCGGCCCCUAUCCGCGAUGUCGUACUCGUCCUCUUCCCGUCCGGGGACGAGCAGCGGCCCCGCCGGUGGCCUGUCACCGCUGGCGGCCGCAGCCCUCCACGGCCACCCCGCCCUGCUCGCCGCUGGCGCAGGGCUGCGCAACAGCGGCAUUGGCGGUGGUGGUGGCGGCGGCGGAGCCACCGGGCUACUACCGGAGCGCGUGUACGAUGAUCCGCGCGCCGCGGCCCGCGCGCUGCGCGCUAUCAACGCCCGUUUGGCCGCGUUCGAAUCUGAGCACCUAUGGGACGAAAGCGGUGCCCUGGCGGACUUCAAAUCCGUCACUGCUACCCAGCCACAGCCACAGCCACAGCAGCAGGGCCGUAAACCGCCGCAGCUGGGGUCGGAGGCCAGCCUGGGUCCGAGCCCCAGUGUGGUGGGCCCGGUCCCGGCCAGUGCCGCCGCCGCUGGUGCACCGCCGCCUGCCGCCGCCGCCGCCGCCGCCGGUAGACGGACUCACUCCCCGCCUCGCAGCGUGCGGUCCGCGGCAGGCGGUCAGGCGGCCAGUGUGAGCGGCGUGUCGGUGACUGCCGGGGGCCACAGGGACUACCUGCGUGAGGAGCGGCUGGCCAAGGAGCUUGCGAUGCGGGAGCGUGAUGUUGAUACGGCACUACGCAGCCUCAAGACGGGGGAGGUGGUGCGGCUGGGGGAGGUCACCCUCAAGGCGCUGGUGGAGCAGUGCAGGAGGCUGCAGGAGCUCAAUGAGCACCGGCGCAAGAUUGAGGAGGCGGAGGCGGCCGCACGCAAGGCCCAGCUGCAGCGGCAGCAGCUCCUGGCCAGCAGGGCCUCGGAAACGGGCUCUGCAAGAGGGGGCCUGGAGCAGCGCCAGGAACGUCCGCAGACGCCGCCAGCGGCAGCACCGCAGCGGGGGGCCGUGGCGGGAAGCCGCCGCCUUCGACGUCGGGAGGCGCGGGAUCGUCUGGGUCAGCUGCAGCUGUUGGUGGAGCAGGCUGGCCACAUCGUCGCCAAGAUUACUCGAGUCAUCACUGGUCAGUAA
This is a messenger RNA of Volvox carteri f. nagariensis, 3573 nucleotides long. RefSeq lists its product as uncharacterized. The coding region runs from base 1 to 3573 and encodes 1190 amino acids. The record is from RefSeq and is a predicted model, not a curated record. NCBI's taxonomy places the organism in Eukaryota, Viridiplantae, Chlorophyta, Chlorophyceae, Chlamydomonadales, Volvocaceae. The transcript has 16 exons.